Molecule: messenger RNA, 1467 nt
Organism: Neodiprion virginianus
Lineage: Eukaryota; Metazoa; Arthropoda; Insecta; Hymenoptera; Diprionidae
Exons: 2
Coding region: 1-1158 (385 amino acids)
Source: RefSeq, a predicted model, not a curated record
AUGGGAAAGAAGAGGAAUCACGAUCAUUCACCGUCAAGGGAAAAGAAAAAGAAGGUCUUCGCUGAGAGACUAAGAGGAAUGGUGACAAAUAUUAACCGGAAAAAUAAGAAACGUAAACGAUGUGAGACAAGUAUUGGCAAAUUGCCCGUUUACCUUUCAGGUUAUAGAUCGAGUUCGCCACAUCGUCGGGAUCGCUCUCGAACCCGUCACAGGAAAAACGGCGAACGCAGACGAAGUUCAGAUCGUCGCGGCCGGUCUCCUGAAAAUCGAUACGACAUCAGUCGAUCACGACGUUCGAGAAGUUCUUCGCGUCACACUCGUCGCUCAGAGCGUAGUCGCUCGGAUCAUUCUCGUCGCUCAGAGCGGAGUCACUCGCGUGAAAUCGGCCAGGGCUCACAACAACUUCCGCAGGAGUCGGAGGAAGAACGAGAGGAAUUUCCGAUACGGACUCGGAAAAAUGACGAGGUGGAAAUCGAUACCGAGCAGUUGCCAGCGGGCGCACUAGGGGCCGAAUCAACAGCCCCGGUCGACAGGGAACAACACGCGAGCGUGACCGCAACGGACAAUGAAAACCAGCCUGAUCAUGAAGUUGACCUUGGAGAGGACGUAUUAAACGUUAUUGGACCGCGUUUGGAACCGGACCAGAAACAGGCCCCUGCAUUGCACAAGGAUAUUGUCAUUCGUUGGAAAGAGAUCUUUAAAAAAGGAAUUUCUAACGAGGAAAACAAGAACCUAGUGAAAAAAUAUAAUAUUCCCAAAAAUUGCGGAUUCAUAGCUGCCCCAGUGCUAAAUUCGGAGGUUAUUGCUGCAAUACAGGAGAAUGUCAAAACAAGAGACAAGCGUAUUACGGAAAAACAAGAGCGCAUCGCUGCCUGCAUGGCAGCCAACGGCAAAGCUAUCUCGAUUACUUUAAAAUCGGACAGUCCAGAUAAACUCGAACGGCUCGAAAUUGAGAGCGACAUAGGAAGACUCCUGGCUUUUCUCCAGAGGGAGGAAUCAGAAAUUCGCCAGAGUUUAAUCCUCGCGAAUCUUAAUUCAUCCGUCAGAGAAAUCUUGACGGGCUCGACAGUCGACGGUUUCCUGUUCGGGGAAAAUCUGGAAGAAAAAAUAAAGACUGCAGAGACGAUUGAGCGUGCAUCAAAGGACCUUUAUGUCUAGCGUAAGCUCUCGAAGAAUUACAUGCGUAUUAAUGCAUUAUUGCGUUUUUGGUUUGAAAUUUUAUGAAAAUUUAAAAAUGUUUAAAAAAUAAAUAUAACAAUUUUCUAAACAGCCGUAACUCGCUUUAAACAGCUACAAUUUGAUCUCUGAAGAAAGAGGCGCAAAAUACAAUUAACGAUUAAACGAACUUACCUAAGUGAAGUUCAAUCGUGAUUGUAUGAGCGCCUCUUCCGAAGAGAUCAGUCCCGCCCACCCAUUAAUCUCGUAUGAGAUACCCAAAAUAUAUCAAUUACGGCUUAGAAAAUAGAA